AAAUUUUGGCCAUAAGGGAGGUGCCUUUACUAUUAGUUUGUCUACAGCCCCAAGAGACGUGUUUAGCGUUGAAGUCGCCGGCGACGAUAGUUGAUGCACCCGGGGGGAAUAGAAGGGGGAGUUCAGAAAUGUCUCUGUCCGAAGGUGGGAGUAAAGAGGGCCGAAAGUUAAUGGAACUUCGAUGCCGACUGUUUCUAACGAGUCUGUGGCCAAGAGAUAGGCCUGUGCUUUAAAGAAUUCAUAACACCGCCGGCACUGCGGUUUUCACGGUACCUUCUGUAGGAUGAGAGACUAAUGCGUCGAAAGUUUUAUGAAAGAACUGAAAACUCAAUAUAAGUCGGUUCGUCAAAUUUAUGUAAUAAGGGAAUGUAUAAUUUGUACUGACCUUUAGUUUUUCCAUGGGCCGUUUUGACUUCGAAAGGUUCUUCGUAUAAAUAAUCAGAAAAAUAUUUGAAAGUCAAGGAAUUCAUGAUAAAAUCAGAAGCUCCACUAUCGAUUAAAAUUUUGCAGUCGUAUUCGUUUGAAUGUAUGUAUGGUAGUCUAGGUGUUUUAACGAAAGCAUUAUUAAUUUUUUCAAAAUGUCUUUCAAAAAUGUUCUAUGUAAUUUUGUCUAUUGAUGUCUGUGAACGAAAAUUUUCAUUUUCAUUUUCUUGGGUGGUAUUUUCAUCUGAAAAGGUCAGGUCUGUAGGAGGGGUAUUGUUAUCAAAAGGCUGUAUAGGUAGAUAAGCGUUUCCGUACUCAUCAGAAACGUACGGGUCUUGUUCAACAUUAGUUAAUUUUUUAACUAGGAAAUUGGGUUUUUGCUGGUUUUGGAAAUUGUUAGGUCUUUGAUUUUGAGAGUUAUUUAUUCGUCUAAAUUGGGAAACAGUUGAGUCAUAGACAUAUAUUAAUGUCGUUGUAGUAAUUUCUUGUCUCGAAAAGUGAGGGAGAUGGCGUAUAGUUUCGGACUAGUGCUACCUCUUUCAUUACACGUCUACGCACUAUCGUAAGAGAGAUGAAUAUUGCCCGAAACUUCGUUCCAUCUCUUUCUUUAGUUGUACCACAAUUCUGACCACUAAGCAUGUCCAAUAAUAAACGUCGAUGACUUGAGUAUUAUUUUAUCUAUGGUAUUAUUUUAAUGUGUAUUGCCAGAGAAGAGAGACGUAUAUAGAAAUACAAUGCCGUGUUUCAUUUGCGGAUCACCCCAGAUCACCCCAAGCCGGCAGGUUCCCACCCCAGCCACCAAGUGGCGACACUGCGCCCGCAAGCUUCGAUACCCCAACGCUUGGUGGCGACAAUGUCAUUGCAUUAGCCGCGCCUAUUUUACUAAAGAAGGAUGCGCACGCAUAGAAAAUAAGUUUGGCGGCAGAAAAAAUCAUCUUGAAUUUUUAGAUUUUCUGAGAUUCUUGGAAAGUUAACACUUCGAGCGAAAUAAUUCGAGCGAAAACUUAUUAUCUUUUUUAAUUUGUUUAAUUACAUUAACAGUGCAUAAAAUUUGUGUUGUUUUUUUGCGAGUGUGUUCAGUGUAUAAAUUAUUGUGCAUUGUAAUCGUAAAAAUGCCAUCUACAAAUAUUUGUGCAUUUUUAAAAUGUAAAAAUACAUCAACGAGAAUGCCACAUCUCUCGUUUCACCGUUUUCCAAAAAAUGAAAGCCUUGCAACUGAGUGGAUCCUUCGGAGCGGCAAUGAUAAAUUAUUCGAUCUGGGGCCAAAACAACUUCACGAAAAAAGAUUGUGUGCAGAGCAUUUUGAUGAAAGUUGUUUUUCUGGAGAUCCAAAUGGACGCAAGCGAAGAUUAUUAAGUAAUGCUUUGCCAAUAUUUUUUUUGCAUGAUAGUAAUGAUAGCAUAAAUAACCAAAUUCAUGCAACAAACUGCAUGUCUAUUUCACCAUCAUGUGAAUUGCAUGACAUCAAUACUUACAAUACUCCUAUUUCGUCCGGUUCUUCGAUAAACGAUUUAAGUCCGCCUGUGUAUUCCCAUACAACAAAUUCUAGGACUAAUAAUAAUUAUAGAAGUAAUUAUUUACUAAAAAAGAAAAUAAAUAUAUUACAGAAAAAAUUAGAUAAUGCACGAAAAGUUAUUAAAAAUAUGAAACGAGCUAAAACCGCCAAAAAAUCUCGGACUGUAACCGUUAAAACUGUUUUAGAAGAUGCCGCGAAGUUUUUAAAUAAAAAUCAAUUAUUGAUUUUAAAAAUGCAAUUGGUUCGAGUUUUAAAAAAAAAAACGGAGUGGACUCCGUCCGAACAACGUUUUGCCACGUCUUUAUAUUAUAUUUCACCAAAAGCGUACAAUUUUCUUCGCGAUGAAAAAAACAUUACUCUCCCGUGUGUUGGAUCCAUUCGCCAAUGGAUCAAUAAUCUCGAAAUGAUGACAGGUUUCAAUGACCGUUUAUUUAGUAUAAUUCGGGAUAAAGCAAAAGGUAUGUCUCCUGAUGAAUGUGACGCGGUUUUAACUUGGGACGAGAUGAGCAUUAAAGAACAUUUAGAAUUCAAUUCGAAAAUCGAUUUUAUUGAAGGUCUCGAGGACCUCGGUGAGUUAGGAAGAAAGAAUAAAAAUGGUAAAUACGCAUUAGUUUUUAUGAUCCGUGGUUUAAAAUUUCCAUGGAAAUUACCAAUUGCAUAUUUUAUUUCGCGUCAAAAUAUUACAGGUUCCACGUUAGCCAAUUUAAUUAAGUUAUCCGUUAAAAAGUGUUUUGAAGUCGGGAUUAGAAUUCGAUCGACAGUAUGCGACCAGAAGAGAGUUGAAGCAUGGGGGAUCCGAGGGGGGGGAGAACCGUCGGAGUAUGUGGUGGGGUUUGCGUGGCCUGGCACUGACGCCCGGAGAAUUGCUGCGAAUGAGAUUGCAGACUCAGGGAGAGAAGGUAAACCGGAUCCGCAUGUAAGUGCCUUGAAGAGGUUUAAAGCGGUGAGGAAGGACGCAGCUCUAGAUGGGAAUGACGUAGGAGCAAAUACUCCUGAUUAUUGCGUUAAGCACACGGAUUUUCGUAUGUUGGGCGAUGGAGCGGUUUCGGAAGAAAGGCUUGAGUGCGAUGAAUGCAUCCAUCCAGUUUAG
Agrilus planipennis (emerald ash borer) is the source of this 3029-nucleotide messenger RNA. RefSeq lists its product as uncharacterized. The record is from RefSeq and is a predicted model, not a curated record. Bases 1536 to 3029 code for a protein of 497 amino acids. Lineage: Eukaryota; Metazoa; Arthropoda; Insecta; Coleoptera; Buprestidae. The transcript has 4 exons.